AUGCAAUGGGUAAAGUUUACCCACCGCGCCCACCAGCUGAGGACGGUGGUUUUUGUGGCGUGGGUCUUGUUCUACGUGGGACUGCUUCUCGCCGUGAGGAGGAUGUGGUCCAGCAGGUACGCGCGCAGUCCCGUGGUGCGUGCACUGCUGGCGGCCAACAACAACGAUGGGUCUCCUGAAAACGAAGAGUGGUAUCAGUGUGUCCCGGACCAGCUGGGGAACAAACUACAGCAGCAUUUUGUUCAAAGUAGUCUGGACCAAGACACCAAGGUUUUCCUCAGACUGAGCAUGGAGAAGUCAGGCUGGCUCUUCACUCAGCUCUACCACUCAUUCAUGUCCACUGUCCUCAGCCCUGUCGUCUCACGCACCUCCAUCAAUGGGUUUCUAAGUCGUGGGUCCAUGUUUGUGUUCUCGUCGGGGCAGUUCCAGCGCCUCCUCAGAGUGAGUCCAGACUGGAGAGCCGACCGACUGCUGGACCUGGGGGCCGGGGACGGGGGAGUGACUCAGAUCAUGGGCUCUCACUUCAGGGAGGUCUAUGCCACAGAGGUCUCCCCCCCCAUGAAGUGGCAUCUCCAGAGGAAGAACUACAAACUGCUGGGCAUCGACGAAUGGCACCAGACGGGGUUCAAAUACGACGUCAUAAGCUGUUUGAAUUUGCUCGACCGUUGUGAGGAUCCUCUGGCUCUACUUCGAGACAUGCGCGACUCUCUUGUCCCCAAAACCGGCAGAGUCGUCCUGGCCGCGGUCGUGCCUUUCCAGCCGUAUGUGGAAGUUGGGGGACAGUGGCAGCGCCCUAAAGAACACUUAAAGAUUUUGGGAAAAACAUGGGAAGAGCAAGUGUCAAAUUUAUCCACAGAGGUUUUUGAAAAGACGGGGUUUGAGGUGGAGGCGGUGACCAGACUGCCGUACCUCUGUGAAGGAGACAUGUACAAUGACUAUUACGUCCUCGAUGAUGCCGUCUUCGUGUUAAAACCAACAGCCAAAGAUUUCCACUGA
This is a messenger RNA of Knipowitschia caucasica, 996 nucleotides long. The record is from the annotation of a GenBank genome assembly. Lineage: Eukaryota; Metazoa; Chordata; Actinopteri; Gobiiformes; Gobiidae.